CUCAAAAAUCUCAUCCACAGUCGUUGUCGGGUUCUUCAUCUUCCGCCACGUCACGGCCGUUCCGCCAUUCGGAUCCAUCCAGUGGCUACUCGCCGCCGCACCUGCGCAUGCGGGAAAUAUAAGAUUCUCAGCUUUUUCAAUACGGGAUUAAAUUGUGUUGUGGAUCACCUUUAAUCCAUAGUUAUGGCGCUGAGGUCAAUUUGUCGGGGCUUGAAGAAGAACAAUCAGCUGUUUUUGCCGCUGUUUAAUUCGUGCUCGCAUUUGCACUCUCAUUCGACCAGCUUCGGGUUUAAGGAUGUUAGGGAGGAGGAAAAGAGUCAAUUGGUGGGCAAUGUUUUCACCAGCGUCGCGUCAAAUUAUGAUCUCAUGAAUGAUUUGAUGAGUGGUGGUUUGCAUAGAUUGUGGAAAGAGAGAUUGGUUUCGAAAUUGAAUCCGUUUCCGGGGAUGAAACAUCUUGAUGUGGCUGGUGGAACAGGGGAUGUGGCUUUCAGAAUUCUGGAAAGUAUAAAUAGUGUUCGGCAUAGGGCCAUGAGAGACAUUCAUGAUGAUAAUCUACUUGAAGAAACUCAAAUUUUUGUAUGUGAUAUAAACCCAAAUAUGUUGAAUGUGGGCAAAAAGAGGGCCCAAGAGAGAGGUCUUGGAGAUGAUAAAUCCCUCGUGUGGGUUGAAGGAGAUGCUGAAGCAUUAAAAUUUGAAGAUAAGUCGAUGGAUGGUUAUACAAUUGCUUUUGGGAUACGAAAUGUCACACAUAUAGAAAAAGCUCUUUCAGAAGCUCACAGGGUACUUAAACGGGGAGGAAGAUUUCUUUGCCUUGAACUGAGCCAUGUCGAACUCCCCGUUUUCAAAGAUUUGUAUGACUAUUACUCGUUCUCAGUCAUUCCAGCCCUUGGAGAGCUAAUAGCAGGUGAUCGUGAAUCUUAUCAAUAUCUGGUCGAGAGCAUUCGCCGUUUUCCUCCACAGGAGAAAUUCGCCUCUAUGAUAGCAGAGGUUGGGUUUCAAAAGGUCGAGUAUGAAAACCUUGUUGGAGGAGUGGUAGCCAUUCAUUCUGGCUUGAAGCUUUAGGUCGACUAGCAUUUUUCGGCAUUGUUCUUUGCUCUGCUUCGGUUUGAAGACUUCUGUUUCGGUAAACAGGUGAAAGAUAAAAGGAAACUUUGUUGAAACUCGAACGGAUAUUGUGACUAGUGACUGGUUUCGUCCGCCGGUUUUGCAUUGGUGCUUUUAUCCAUUGAAAAUCAUGCAUCUUUCUUGUAGCACUUUUCUGGAGAAAUGGUUCUAUUUACUUCUAUCAUGAUAUUUAUUAUUAUUUAUUUAUUCUUUUUUNCUUUUGUUAAAACCCACUGUAUAAUAUUAUGAAUGAGUUAGUUAUAUCAUAUGUGGUGUAUAUGCAAUGAAGGGAAAAUUUCAUCAGUCAUGGAU
Striga asiatica is the source of this 1416-nucleotide messenger RNA. Lineage: Eukaryota; Viridiplantae; Streptophyta; Magnoliopsida; Lamiales; Orobanchaceae. The record is from the annotation of a GenBank genome assembly.